This is a messenger RNA of Mytilus trossulus (common blue mussel), 2767 nucleotides long. RefSeq lists its product as uncharacterized. The transcript is spliced from 4 exons. Bases 218 to 745 code for a protein of 175 amino acids. The record is from RefSeq and is a predicted model, not a curated record. NCBI's taxonomy places the organism in Eukaryota, Metazoa, Mollusca, Bivalvia, Mytilida, Mytilidae.
CCAAGCAAACUAUUUACAAACGUUGCCAAGUGAUCGCUACUAUCGCUUACGACAUUCAAGGAACAGAUUUCUGAAACGUUGAAGGACUUAUCGGGUGGGGGGCUGCAACUUAUUAUUUAUACACAAAGAAACAUUUUAACGAAAUUAUUUAUUCUUAACUCUAAAAAGAGAAAGGCAUAUAUAUUUUUUCAGUCACACAAGGGACACAUAAUAUACGAUGGCAGCAGCACAACAGUUUUUAUCAACGCCUGCCAAACUCCCUAAGCAAUGGCAACCUAAGUUAAAUGAAUGGUCUGUGUACCACAGUAGUCAUCCAGAUGUUGCUCAGGCUGGUUGGAGAAAAUGGAGUGCCGAACAUCCAGACUGGUAUGCCAAACGAUCUACCUCAAGACACCCUGAUUGGUACAACAGACAAACUAAUACAACCAGAAGAGUGGAUUACAAAAAUAUAAUUUUCUUCAUUAUUUUUUCAGUGGAUUACAAAAAUAUAAACUGGCAUUAUGAGAGACCAUCAAAACCAACAAGCCGAGUACAUGAUGACUUUAUCCCUAACAAUAAUGAGGUCAUGCACAAAGCUGUACAGAGACCCAUGCCACAUAAUAAGGCCUACAUGGGAACAUUCUCUUAUCCUCGACCAUUCCCAAUGGAAAUACCACCACCAAAAUGGGGCUUAUACAACCCACCAAACUACGAGGAGCCAGCAAGAUUUGACCAUUUUCCACCUCUAAGAUAUAAUGGAUAUUAGCAAUAAUAACUGCCUAUAGAAAUUAGAAACUAGCAAAUUUACUAUGUAAUGCAAAUUAUAUUAUUCUGUCACUAUAUAGUAUAAGAUAUUACCUGUUUAACCUGAGAACUUUGAAGAGGAGUUAGGAAAUUUCUGUGCCAGUUUUAAGACAUUAUGAUCAUUAAGUGCUGUUUCAUACUGCCAUAUGCACUUAAAUUUGCUAAAUUUUGAAACUAUGAGUGGUAAAUGCACUUCAAAUUAAAAAAAAUUAUACAAAUUUUUGAAAAUUCUUCCUUAGAUUUUCUGCAUGUGAAAAAAAAUUAAAUUCCAAACUGAAAUGAUGAAAUAUUUGACAUACAUUUAACAUGUUUAAGUAACUUAACAAUUUUAAUGUUACAGAUACUUAGGUGUGAGACUGUGUGAACUUAUAUAAAAAUAACAUAUUAAAAUAAAACUAUGAUAUUUUAAUAUACACCAGUUUUUUGUUUACAUACAUUUUUAAAUUAUAAUGAGUUUUAGUUUUGACAACUUUUAAUUAUGUAUCUACAAUGUACUUACUCUUUAUGUGCAGUUUACAUUUUGCAUGUAGCCUAAAUUUCAGCUGGCUUGUAGAUUAUAUUUUUAUUAAUUUUUAUAUAACAUUCUUUUGAUCAUGCAUAAUUCACUUGACAAUGAAGAGAAGUGUAAUAUUAGUCUUUUUUCACAGUUUGGAAUCACAUAGUGAGUGUUAGAUCUUCACAGUUUUAAAUUUUCAUAUUCAUUAUACUAGAGAUAAAUUUUGAGAGCUUACAAUCACCGACAGCUAGUUAAAUGUUUAAUGCUGAUAUUUUUUGUGCAAAGGUAGAGAUAAAAUCUGGGGACACACUUAGAGGAGUUGUUAUAGUUGUGAUUUUCGACAUUAUGUUAUUUAUAAAAUGCAAUUACUAGGAACAGUGUCCUCAUUAUCUUUACCUUUUUCGAAACCUUAUAUUUUUUCGUCUCAACAAGCUUUAAGUUUCAUAUUAAUGUAGUGCCAUUUUUAUAAACAUAUAUAACUUUUUUCACUUAAAUUCUCUUUUAUUUUUAAUUUUUUUUUUUUUUACGUAAACCAAAUAUAUUAUCAAAAUUUAUACCAAUUCAAUGGUAAAAAUUUGAUUGCUUAUAUCAAAUUAUUUUGGCAUAUCUUGGAAGAAUUUGUUGGAAAUUAUUGUAAAGUAACAAGAGGUCUAUUAACAAAUUUCUAUGUUACUAAAAGUCUAUAGAUAAUCAAAAGUACUUGCAUAAUAUUUACAACAAGAAUAUAUCUGCAAUUGUCGUUGAAUAAUUGAACCAUGCUGUUUUGUAUACCUCUAUCUUUCUGAAACUUUGCUUUUUAUAUUAACUAUGUCUUUAUUUUUUAUGGCUUUCCUUUGUCUUUGUCCUGGUGAUAGGAGAAUGAAUGUGAUAAAACAUAUUGGACCAAAUUAAAUUGAUUAUUUUAUUUCAUUUUCGAAUCUAGAAUCUAGAUAUCAAUAAUGCCAGAGUUAUCUAAGGAUAUUACUAGAGUUUUACAUACAGUUAAACUGAUUAAAUGGUAUUUGGAAUUGUUUCUAAACAACAAAAAGCAGAGUCUUUAAUAACACUUGCCUUAUGACAACAUCAUAAUAAUUUUAAAGUAAUUACAUGUACAAGUUAGUAAGAAAGUUCUAUAUACGUGUCUUACUUAAACAUGUUAAAAGAUUUAACAUAAGAACUAUUUUUAUUAAACGUUUAUCAAGUAUGAAGUAUUAAUGGUUAGAUCAUAGCAUAUUAUGCAAGAAGUUUUUUUUGUUUCGUUGUCUGAGUAAGCUCAACACUAUUGCAAGUAUCAAAACAUUCAAAGCUAUAGAAAUAAUUCCAGUUAAAACUUUAAAAAAGUUAAUUUAAUAUGGUCCUAAUAUCAACCAUGAGUUUGAGGGGAAGGGGAAUAGAAGUUGAUUAGAUUUAACUUUAGAAGCUUUUGUUACAUAUUUAUUUUUAUUUGUUAAAUCAUUUUUGAUUCUUUGUACAAUUUUAAUCCUGAAAUAAACCAGUAUAGAAAUCUUA